Messenger RNA from Vicia villosa (hairy vetch), 1353 nucleotides. Its product is annotated as F-box/kelch-repeat protein At3g23880-like. The record is from RefSeq and is a predicted model, not a curated record. The transcript has 2 exons. Lineage: Eukaryota; Viridiplantae; Streptophyta; Magnoliopsida; Fabales; Fabaceae. The coding region runs from base 1 to 1353 and encodes 450 amino acids. Gene Ontology annotation, molecular function: protein binding.
AUGGAUAUUCCUCAUAUUAAGAAGAAGCUUCAAUCCAGAAUAUCUUUGCAUGCGUUGUUUGUUCCUCUUGAGCUCAUCACAAAAGUCCUCUCGCUCCUUAGUGUGAAAUCUAUCCAACGAUUCAGGUGCGUUAGCAAAUCAUGGAACACUUUCAUCUCCGAAUCAUUUUUUUGCAAAAUGCACCUUAAGAUAUCAUCUCAAAAUCCACAUUUUAUACUAUCAAUUCCAGAAUACCCUUUGACUUGUGUGGUAUCAGUACUUGUUCAUCGAUUGAUUGAAAACCAUUCGAUGACUGUUGUCGGUGAAACUUGCUUGAGUCUUAAAUGGGGAAUUCGUGAGGUUGUUGGUUCCUGCAAUGGAUUGUUAUGUGUACUUUUCAAUUCUAUAACAAAUGAAAAAACGAAGUACAAGUUCUGCUUAUGGAACCCAGCAACAAGAACAAUAUCUGAAAAAUUAGAAUUUUUUUGUGACUAUGAGCCUUUAUUUGGCCCUAUCAAGUUCAGUUUUGGUUGUGAUUAUUUAACAGGAAUAUAUAAGAUAGUGGCACUUCAUACCCAACAAAAUGAAGACGGUGAGAGCAAUGACGAUACUUGGAUAAGCAAGGUGAGAGUUUUCAAUUUAGGUGACAAUUGUUGGAGAGAUAUUCAAAGUUUUUCGUCGGUUCCUCUAAUUUGGAAUAAGGGUGUGCAUUUGAGUGGGACUAUUAAUUGGUUAUCUAUUCACGGUGCCUACAUAUCCUUGUGCGAUGGAGAAAGAUUUAGAGCUUUAAUUCCAGAUGUUAAACAGUUGGUGAUUGUUUCGCUUGAUCUUUCGACAGAAACAUACAAAACAUUUUUGCUGCCUAACGAUUUUAUUGAGGUACCGUGCUUUGAGCCAUCUCUCCGUGUUAUGAUGGACUGCCUUUGUUUUUCACAUGAUUUUAACAAAACUGAAUUUGUUGUAUGGCAAAUGAAGGAGCUUGGAGUCCAAGAGUCUUGGACUCAAUUAUUCAGAAUUGAAUAUUUUAAUCUUCAGUUGAAUAACCCUCCCAUUGAAGUUGACUUUUUUUAUGUCGAAUACAUGAAAUGCGAGAUUCCAUUAUUGCCGUUGUAUAUUUCGAAAGAUGGAAAUACAUUGAUAUUGGCACAUGAUUCAAUUAACGCAGUAAUUAUCUAUAAUCAACUAGAUAAUACUGUAAAGAGAACUAGAAUUUCCAAUAAAAUAGACUGGUUCACGGCAGUUGAUUAUGUUGAAAGCUUGGUUUCAACUGAUUGGAGAUAUGGAGAAGGAGAUAGAGAUGAAGAUGAUGAUGAAUAUGAAGAUCAAUUAAGUGACAUUGAUAUUGGGUUUGGUGGAUGGACUGGUGCAUACUAG